Molecule: messenger RNA, 2348 nt
Organism: Dunckerocampus dactyliophorus (ringed pipefish)
Lineage: Eukaryota; Metazoa; Chordata; Actinopteri; Syngnathiformes; Syngnathidae
Gene: dusp2
Product: dual specificity phosphatase 2
Exons: 4
Coding region: 133-1059 (308 amino acids)
Biological process (GO): protein dephosphorylation; endoderm formation; negative regulation of MAPK cascade
Cellular component (GO): nucleus; cytoplasm
Molecular function (GO): protein tyrosine/threonine phosphatase activity; MAP kinase tyrosine/serine/threonine phosphatase activity
Source: RefSeq, a predicted model, not a curated record
GGAGUCAUUGACAGAAACUGAUCGAGCAUUACUCUACUAUACAAUAAUUGUAAUAAUAUUAAUCUGGGAUUUUUUUUGCAUGCUGAUUUUGAAGUUUUUUAGAAUUGUUGAAUUUACUGACCUUUUUUAAACAUGACGUCACUUGGUGAGCCUUUGGAAAUCAACAGUCAUGAGUUAGUCCGCAUUCUCAGGGAGAACGCCACAUCUGCUGGCUGUGUCCUUUUGGACUGCAGACCUUUCCUGGACUUCUCCUUGGCACACAUAAGUGAGUCCCGGAACGUCAACUGGAACUCGGUGCUGCGCCGCAGGUCCAAGAGCACCGAGGUGGCCCUCGAGUGGCUGAUCCCGGAUAAGGCGCUUCUGGGCCGGCUACGGCGCGGGGACUUCAGCCUGGUGGUGGUGGUGGAUGAUGGGAGCAGCUCUGUCGCCAAGAUGAGGGUGGAGAGCGUGGGCCAGAUGUUGCUAACUGCCCUGCAAAACGAAGUGCACACGCAGAUUUGCUUCCUGCAAGGUGGAUUUGAGGGAUUUUCAGAGGCCUACCCAGAACUUUGUUACAGCAAACAACUCAGUGCGGGUGAACCAGAGACAGUGAGCUCUGGACGCAGCACACCUGCAUACGACCAGGACGGUCCCGUUGAGCUGCUUCCCUUCCUGUUUCUGGGCAGUGCCGUCCACUCGUCACGCAGAGAGACCCUCACAGCAGCGGGCAUCACAGCUGUCCUCAACGUCUCCUCAUGUUCGAACUUCUUCGAGGGGGAGUUCCAAUACCUUCGGCUCAACGUGGAGGACAGUCUAGCUGCAGACAUCGGAGCUUGCUUCUCCACAGCUAUCGCCUUUAUCGAUUCAGUGAAGCAGAGCGGGGGUCGGGUGCUCGUGCACUGCCAAGCAGGUAUCUCUCGCUCGGCCACCAUCUGUCUGGCCUACCUCAUGCACGCCCAGCGGGUUCGGCUGGACGAGGCCUUCGACUUCGUGAAGCAGCGGCGUCACGUCAUCUCGCCCAACCUGGCCUUCAUGGGACAGUUGCUGCUGUUUGAGAUGGAUGUCCUGUGUCAGGGCUAAAGGGCACAAAUGUGCAUUUUUUGUCAUUGGAGCUUGUUAAGUGUGGUGAUGCUGGCAUCACUGCAUCCUCUUGUGGGACAACACUGUGUAAAAAAAAUAUUUAUUUCCGUAUGAUGGGACAGUUUGUUGACAUGACUGUCUGUUCAUGCACUUUAUAGAUACAGAGCCAAUUUUUUUUAGUCAAGUAAAAAAAAAAAUACAUUGAGGCUAGUCUUUAUUUCAUACACAAGAAUUCCAUCUUACUUACACACACAGCGACCUCAUAGUGUAUACUAUAAUACUCUUCUGUACAGGUGAUACUUUUAAAAUGACCAAGUCCCAAAGAUCUACCUACUACUAUAAAUACCGCACUUUCUCAGCAUGCAAGUACAAGUCAAAUUCAUCUACCUCUUUCUAUAAAGCAUAUAACAUAUAUAAAAUGUAACCAGUGAAAUUCAGAAAUUCUAUUGUAAAUAUUAUUGAUUAGUGUUUCACAUUCACAUUUUCAAAGUUUACAGGUCAUCAAAGUAGUUGCUAUCAUAAUUCACUUCAAUAUGGAAUUAAAGAAAACUACACAUAACUCCUAAAUAGUUGUGUACCUAACCUGAGUACUGGUAAUAUGUCAGUCACAUUAGCUAUGUAACGUUCAUUAGGGCACACAGUUCAUGUAUUACAUCCAGUUAGCAUUUGCAAACAUUACCAAUAUACAAGAAUUUAAAAUGAUUAUACAAAAGAAUGCAGCCGAAGUCAAGGCAACAUAUUGAAAAGGUUUCACCAAUGGGCACAUUUUUUAUUUCAUCAUGAAAUAAUAGUUUAAGAAGCGAACGUUUGGAAAACACUGAUUUCUGUAGUAGAGUUCAUGACGCCAAGCAAAGCCAUCAAACAAUACACUUUUUCCUACGCAACUAGCCGCUACAAGUGAACAGAUAACUUUUGUUAUAGAUAUAGACAUCUUACCGCAGAGUUAGUUUCUUCCAUAAUCACAAUAAUAAAGAGGAAAGAUGCAUCUUGUUCUGUAGCUUGAAAGCGCAAAUCAGGAGGGGAGCUUAAUGUCCGCUGACUGAUGUCAUAUGACAACUACAAAGUGACGUUUACGUGAUCGACCCAAACUACCUUGGCGAUCUACCGGUAGCUCGCGAUCUACAUAAUGGCCACCCCUGGUUUAGAGUGUUUAGAAAGGCCUGCUGACCUCAGUUGAGGAUAUAACCGGGCAAUGGAAGGAAUACUUUGAGGCCCUUCUCAAUCCCACUGACAUACGUACCUGCAGGAAGGGGAAGCAGUGUCAUAGGACGUGGAUGCAGACAUGAAGA